GUUUCUAAAUUGAUCAAGCCAAGUCCUGGUUUGCACCGGCUGUGUCUUACUGAAGCCUUCAAGUUUGUGACAGUGUUAAAGCCUGCCCUUUAUACGUAUCAACCGUGAUUAAAGGUAUGUCUAUCUGACUGCUAGUUGUGAUAGGAAGUUAUGUUUUUUUGCAGGGCCGAAAACGUCACUACCAUGUUAAAAGACUUCGCGUGUUUUCAAAUUUCUUCGCGAUUAUUCCAACUCGCUUAAAAUGUCGCAUUUCCCUGGAAUUGAAUUCUUGGGGACCGAAACCAAGUUUGGAAGGCGAAAGAAAGAUUCUUCGUCAUAUAAAUGAGACGUUGCGCGAGAGAAUUUCACCGUUUAGAAGACUGCGAACAGGCUUCUAAGUGGAGUGGGUCGAAAAAGAAAAUAGACGAGCGUGGCCUGGGAGAGAAAAAAAAAGGCGGGGGAGCCUGUAGACUUUGUUUUGAUGCCGCCCAUUCAUGAUAAGCAGAUUCUGGUAUCAUGAUCUGAUUGGUCAGAUCGCUGACUGUGGACAAGUGAGUGAUGAAUUUAAUACCCACGUGCUCGCGAAUGCCAUUGGAAGUCGGUUACAGCCGCAACGGGCAGAGGCCCCUCGCUCGCGCGUUCUCGCGCGGCUUGCUUCGCUCGUCCAAAGAGGAGAGCUUUCUCGCAGGUUACGGGUAGCUCGGGUGGACGGGUUACCCUGGACAAUAGGUCAUUUCCGAUUUUCCCCGGACCUCUGUUUCAAAACGAGGCUAGGUGCUCAGCCUUUGAUAUGGAAAUCAUUUUUCAUUCUCAUGCAAAUAAAACUCAUUUUCACAACAAAGGUUGUGCACCUAGCCUCAUUUUGAAAGUGAAGGUUUUUGGAACUCGGAAGUGGCCUAUUUACCUCCAUAUCCACGGGGUCUCCGACCUAAAGAAUGGAAGAGGGUCCUGGGGUGAGGAACAGGUCAGAUCAAGUUGUUUUUCUUACUUUACUCCUACGUAGCAGGCACCAGUUUUGUAGGGCGAAGGAGUAAAUCUCCCCUUCGCGUGUUCCCCUCGCGCGGCCAGUAAUAAAAUAAUUACGGGCGCCUGCUACGCGGGCUGUUCUUACUUUUGAUGCAACGUGGAACUGAUUCUAAUUAUUCUGGAAUACUCUCCUGAAACCGAACCGAGAUUUUCUCAAAUAAAUGCUUCGACCUCAGCAGGUUUAAUAGACUUAAUAUCCAAACAAGUCUGAAACCAGAAUCAGAGACGUAGCGGAACUUUCCAUGUUCGACUCAGAUAAAAAAUGAAAGUUUUCGCGUGGAAAAUCGAACCGCCGAUCACAUAUUCCGAAUUUAUUGCUGACAGUAAAGGGAAUGCUGCGUUUAUGAGGUCACGUGAACGUUAGCCAAGUGGAUUAAUUUGCAUUAGAGUUCCGCGUUUAUUCUUGUGAUAACUAACUGUGAAAACUGCGCAUCAGUGUCCGACUAGUUUGAGGUAGGUUCUUGCAGUGGGUUAUAAUUCCUAACUGUUUUUGAAAUGUGUUUGCACAAGAACUGGGUUGUGUUUAUAUCACAACUCUUGCGUGUUGUUUUGGUUGAUGGUGAGUUUCAGUAGUCGACCAAUAUUUAAUUUUGUACUUUGUGAAAACAUUUUCUGAUGUUUUCUAUAAACAACUCACUCUCCUCUCUUCCCUUCAAUUAUUAAAAUACAGUACAUACAUUAGGACUUAGAAGAGUAUUCUUUCAAGCAAUGAACUUCGUGAGUUGGGUUUAGAAAGUGUUUAUUAAUUACCAGACUGUAGUCACGAUCCGUUAACUCAUUGUAAAACACAAAUAUUUUUCACUACAUUUUCCGUUUUCCCUCAGGGUUUUGUUUUCAAGAGAAACAAAAAGGAACAAAAUAAACAUCUUCAGAGUUAUUCAAACCACCAGGAACCAUUCAAAUUAUCGACAAUUUUAGAGUGUAUUUAUGAGAAUUGUCAUCUCGUCUGUUUCUAUUGUUUAUGACCGUUGCCACAUUUAAAUAUCACAGAUCCGAAAAACUAAUGAACUGAGGCGAACACAAGGAAGCUUAACAUCUAUGGCUUUUGUCACGUUUUUUCCCCCUCAUGUCGAGUUUAACAAUUGUUAUAAAUGAACUCGACAUUUGUGCUGUAAGAUCGUAUUAGUUAGUGUACAAAUAGGCUUACAGUCGUUUAAAUGCGAGGGAGGAGGCAAACAUUUGUUUCGGUUUAAUACGAAUACAACAGUGCGUAGUCUCUAGAAUUUUGCCUGUGGUGUAAAUUAAAUUGGAACAUGAACAGAGAGAGAAAGAGAAAUUAAGAAGGAAACUUUUCAAAAUUUUCGGUUUGCUCAGAAAUACAAGAAUUGUACUUAAAAACAGCCAAACAAACAGCCCUUAAAGCGUCGGUUUUACUAAGAAAAACGUCUAUAAGUUCUUUUCAUGGUUUCAGUCCCAUGUCUAUCUGUAAAGACUUUAAGGCAGAUCAGCAAUUUAUCAAACAGCAUGUCAUGCUGGGAUAAUCAUCUUGAGAGUUCAGGAUAUACUUGUUCACCUGGUGUUUUACUUAUAAUAUUGGUUUGUCGAAGAGAUGUGAUAAGUUCAACUACCUUUGUUUUUUUUCCUUCUUAGUUAAAAGCAUAGUCCUGAAAAUGUACCAUUCAAAGGCGGCUGCGUUUUUUAAGGCAAUAUUGAGGUCUACUCAGGUCACCAGGUUAAUCGUAUUUUUCUCCCUUUAUUCAAAGGGCUUUUGCCGUAGGAAAAACAUUGAGUUUAUAUCAAUAUUUUACAUGUGUUGUAGGGGUACCGGUCAUACAACAGGUGUAAAGCUUGAUUUCCCUUUUGAGCAUAGUCUCAUUCAAAAAAAAAUGAAAAGAAAAAAGAAAGAAAGACAGAAAAAGUUUCUCCUACAUCACCAUGCAAGGUCAUUUUACUCGCGUUUCUGGUAUAAAUCGCGUUCGGUGAGUAAAACUGUGGCUAUAUUUUAUUAUUUCAUCCUGGUUAAUAUCGGGGUUUUUGUUUGCACUUUAUUUAAAUGCAACACGCCUUUUAGCAUUUAAAUAUGUAAAGUUGGUAGCUUGAAUAUGAACAAAUCUCCAGCAACUAAAAUUUGUUUUUUUAUAUAUAUCUAUUGGGCGUGUUACGGUUUUGUCAUUAGCCGGAGUAUUUUGAUAAAUUGCGAAUGAAUAUAUGAAUGAAUCAAUAUUACUAAAUGAACAAACGAAACAUCUGCUUUAAAACUUCAAGCACGUUGUAUUCUUGUCGACUAAUAGGUUUUUCCUUCGAGCAGAUGUAAAUUCGUUUCCUCCUGUCCGGCCACCCUGCACUAUUUCCUUUUUGCUGAUAUUUUUGUCAGCCAGGGAACGUACUUUUUGUUAAAAAGAAGAGAUUUUUAACAAAUGUCACAGCUUUGAAGGAGAAGUUUGCAAACAGGCAACGAGGAGUUGGCAAGACAUAACUAAACUUCCAAAUUCGGCGUUGAGAAAUUAAAAUUAUCUCGUACAAGAGAGAAUGAGCUCAUUUUCUCUUUUCUCAUAUGAUUCUACGGAACAGAUUUGUUUUAUCAUCUAAAGCGUAAAAAUCUUUGCUGACGUUUCGAACGCUAUCGAUUUAACUUAACUGAAGAAAGAACAGCGAACUCAUCGAUCUUGGCGAUGACUAGAAACAAGCUUUAAGAGAUAUGUAGGCCUUCUCAGCGUUUCGUUGUUGUAACACUCACUGUUGUUUUUCCUUAUCGUCCCUCUGGUCGUUAAACGUUUUUUGUUUUUUCACUGUCGAUAGCGAUCAUAUCCUCGUAUACCGCUGCCAUAUUGGAAGGGAACUUUAGCAUCUAAUAUGGCAACGGCAGCGAAGGCGUCAGUCAAAAAAUGAAUUCGCGCUGCUUCAAACUUAUUUAUUCUUACUCCAUCUUGUUCAAUUUGUCAAACGAGUAGAAUUUUUAUGCAGUUGAUUCUAAAGAACUGUAUCUAAGUCAAUGCAGCAAAAAGAAAAAUUAAAUCGUUUUCUCGGGUUCACGUCCCUCAUAAACGCGAAAUUAGAAAGUUUCACAUCGUAGUCGUGCAACAACUGCCAAGAAAUGUACAGAAAAGUGCGAAGUUGUUGUUUUGUUAAUCUAAACCUGGUGGUUUUUUUUACCGUUCUCGUUGCCGUCACCUUAGUCUUUGCUAAAGCUCCCUAAUGACGUGAAGACCCCGGGGACGAGGUUGUUUUACUCAAUACAGCGUUCAAAUUGAUGAAACCAAUCUUCCAGCCUCGUCUCCAAGCCAGUUCGCGCUAUCGGAGUUAGCGAAGGAGGCUUGGAACUGAGCGCAAGUCCUGAAUACGCCCAAUAAGAAUACGCCCUAUGUAGCUAGUCAUUCACGUGGUCCGUCCCCCACCCCCCUCCCCAAGCCGGCGACUGCGGUUGGCGUUUGUGAAUACGGCAAGAUCUUGUUUGUGAUUGGCUAAAAUUGAUGGAAAGUUUAUCAAGACAUUCGGCACUGAAAUGUGUUCGGCAGAUGUAGUUUGAAAAUGCCAACGUUUAAACGUAGUUUGCAAGGGAGAGUGCAGAACAAUAAAAACUAGCCUCAAGUAAAGGGAAUGGCAGUUUUUUAUCAUAUGAGACAUGAAUAGUCACAUUGAAAACUGUGAUGUCGUAAAAAGUUUGAAAUAUUUCGAUCUUUCAACCGCAAAUUGUAAGAAUGAAAAUCGUACAGUUUAUAACAUGUUCUCUGGAAAAGCAAACAUUUUCGUGAACGGUGAACUUAAAUUAUUUUUGUAAUCUGCAUUUUCAAGAUCUUUGUAAUCUAAAGAUGUUGUUUUUGCUUAUCUAUCUAAUUCUAGAAAAGAACUUUGUGGUGAUGCAAUCAGUGUGUGAUAAUGAUAUUGUGGCUCUGCGCAAAGUAUAAAUUAAUUCUAACGGGUAAAACUCAGCGGCUAACGUUAUGAAAACUCUAAAAUGGCGAGCAAUCUUUUCAAAAGACAGUAUUGUUUUUAAGUUUCGCUCCUACUUUGUUAUUCAGACAUGACUGUGAAUCAGCUUCGUUAAUGGUCAGUGUGUUGUUAUCGUUACUGCGGCUUACCCACUGUUUUUAAUUCUUUCCCGCACUUCGGGAAAGCAGUUUUGGUUGCCACAGCUUCUAUUGUUCAGGACUGUUGUUAAAUCUGCUGUAGUUUGUCAGCUUUCUAUUAUAAAUUCGCUUGCUGUGGUGACAACAUGGUCCAGGUAUGCGAAUUGCACUCGAGAAGUUAAAAGACUGAAUGUUCGCGAAGGUAAGAGGAAACAUUUCUCUUAAGAUCUGCGAAGUUAGGUUAACGUCUGAAGCAGAGAUAUAUUUAGUAGAAUAGCUUGAAAUGAAGCCAAAAUUUCAGCAAAACGCGCGUGAUAAUCGCCGCAGCUGUUUGUUAUGGCGAUAAACUGCUAAAAAUAAUAAUUCAGUUUAUUUUUCUGUCAUUCAAAUCCUAAUAUUUUUUAUUAAAGAAAGAUACUGAAAUAAAUGUAUAUGGGCCAAAAAACUGUAUCGGGUCAUAGAUCGCAUAUUUCCAAGGUUUUUUUUUUCCUUGAUGUCUCUUUCAUGUUUCCCGUUAUCCAAAUCAUCAGCACUUAUUUCUUUUGCCGUAAAACAAAUCAAAAUUAAGCGUGCUAAUUUACGGCCUUUUUUGGUUGACAGACCGGUCAGACUAGCGGUUGUUUUUCAAAUCUCUUCCUUAGUUUUCAUUACGUAAAUGUAUAUUUCAUAGUUUAUUUCAUUCCUUCGUUAUUGUUUGUUUUAUACCGGUCAAUCGGGCAUGUACCAUCAUAUUAUUAUUCUUUAUUUCUCAGAUAUCCUUUAGCUCCAGAAAAAUGUACGUUGUGAUGAUUCUUAAAAAUGCUAGGUAAUUAAAAGAAAGAAGUGUAAGUUUGCGCUAGGGCUUGCAGCGGCCAUUAAAACUGAUCAAACGUAUUAUCUUCAGAACUGAAGCUUCUCCGAAGGAAAAUAUACAGAAAGAAAAAUGUUGGGAAAUUCAUUCUGUGUAUGAAGUCUUGAUGUGUCAUAAGUUCUCUUGUCUUCAUGCGAGGUUGACUGGUAAAAUCUUUUACAAAUUGUGGUCAGGCUUACAGAGCUCUGAACUUAGCUCAUUCCAUUCCUCGUGGAACUACUGUAGUUAUCAUGAAAACUUUGCCACAUAAACGCUUUUUUUUUUGUUGGGCCAGAGCAUUGGUGUAGCGUAUUAUUAUUAUUUUUAUUUUUGCUAGUAAUUAAUUCUCGAAUAUGCAACUGAACUAUUGAACUACCGUUAUGGCUUCGUGUUGUUGGACAGUUUACUCUCUCUCUGUUUUUCUUUUUCUAUUUUUUUUUCAAAACUAGUCCGCUAGUGACCCUGCUGGAAGACGGGAUUUCUCGUAAUGAUACUUCAACUCCACUAGUUUUGGAUCGUCGAACAGGAAUUAUAAAAUUAUAAAUCAAAUUACUCAAAACGUUAUCAUUUAUUGGCACUUCCGUUAUUCCCCAGUGGCCUCUGAUCUAGCGAAUGCAAUUUCUUGAGUGGCAGACGUCAGUUUCCUUUUUUUUUUCUGUAUUUUUUUUCACUCUCACCUUUUUAAUAGAGAGGAUAACGCUAAUUGUGACUCAUCCAGAAAUCUGUGAUUUGUUCUGUUUUUGUUGUAUUAAGCAUCGCCUGGUGAGUUCGUCAGUGUGCGAAAAGAAAGUUCAUUACCUACUGAACUUCUUAAUUAGCGGUAAUUAUAUUCCAGUACAGUCACCUCUUUGACCUUUGGUGUUCUUAUACACUACAGUAAUUUUCAAGGAGUUAUAAUAACUCCUCUAGUGGGGUUAAGUUAACGUCUUACAGUGAAGUUAUUUUUUGGGGGAGUUAUUUUAACUCCAAAAAGGAGUUUAAAGAACUCUUUUUCAGGAGUACAAAUCACCCCAGAUAUUGAGGAGUUAAAAUGACCCCCAAAAAGGAGUUAUCCUGUACCUAAAAUUUUUACUCCACUUUCAGAGUUAAAGGUACCCAAAAAGAGUAAAAACAACCCAUUUAAGGAGUAAAAAUAACCCCUUUUUCGGAAUUAUUUUCACUCCAGAAUGGGAGUUAAAAGAACUCUCUUUCAGGAGUAAGAACGACCCUAAAUUUGGAGUUAAAUUAAGAGUUAAAGUAACCCCAUAAAAGGGUUUAUCCUGUACCUAUAAUGUUUGCUCCAUUUUUGGAGUGAAAAUAACUCCCUAAAAAUCACUGUGUAACACGCAAACGGAUUAUACGGUAACAGUUCUCAAAAGACCGCUUAUGUCAUCUUCAGUUCUAUUUUUAGCUGGUUUCCAUGAAAUCGCUUUGAUCGUUCAGAUUCUAGCGUUCUCAUGGAGGCUUAGCAGGAUGUAAUGAGGGUACAUAUGAUGUACUUUUGAGGUAAUCUUGUUCCCAGAACCCUCCCUAGAUCAGUCGCUCAGCUUCAUCGGUGAUGAGAAGAGACGACAUCAUAGUUACGUAUUGACAUUUUAUACUUUUACUUUCAUUUGUGUUCCCUACAGGGUCAUGCUUUCUUUCAUUAUCUGGAAAUCUAAACCGUAGUUUUUCAAUCUACUUAAUAUGGAAGCGGAAGACGAGAAGCCAAACGAAAGAGAUCUUUUGUGUGGCUGGAGGUCGUUUCGACCGAAAGUCCUUCAGAAACUCAACACGCCGAAAUGGUUUCUGGUGUUUCUUACAAUCUAUUCCUUCAUGCAAGGUAAGAACAAACGGUAACAACCUGUUUCGCUUGUUGUCAAACUCGCUACCUUCUAGUUCGCAUCACGGUCACUACAAAUUACUACCUGUAAACCAUUGAAAAUAAUUAUUUUCUUUAUCCAGUCUUUUGAUAUAUUUCUCGUUCUUUUAAGCUUGCCCCCUGAAAGUGAAAAUUCUCGACUUUGUCAAUAGGGAGUGAGCCCAGUAUGUAGGUAGCGAACUCGAAAGAAGUGGAUUUGACAAGUAGCGAAACCGGUGUGAAGCGAACAAACUGCUGCUACAUUAAUCUGAGUUUACUUACAUCUAAUUUGUCACAGAAAUAAUACUGCUCAAAAUAGGUGUUUAAUUGAAAAUUUUGUUUAACUAUAAAUAUCUGCUUAACAAGUGGCGAAUAAAGUUCAUUCAUUCAUUAAGAAGGUUGCUAAAAGUUAACGUUCGAGUACAUUUUCGAGUCAUAUAAUAAUGAGGGAUCUUUUAAAGAACACUUUCCGCUUUUUCUUAGAAAUUCCCGAAUGCUUUUAUAAUCUGACAGCGCUCGAAAGAUCACUGUUUUUGUUUUGAUAUGUGUUUUUUUCCCUUGUUAUCCCGUGACAUGCGUGCGCUCGCCCUAUGACUUAUAUAAGUAAUCAACGCGCAAGGUAGCCUGCUUUAGGAAAUAAUAUAUAGAUUUAGCCAGGGCUAAAAGCGAAGCUCUCGUCAAUAUAUAUGGUUUACUAAACAAAAUAUAAAAUCGUGUAACCCCAAGGGGCGACGGCAACGAAAACAGCCCAGAAAAUCAGUAGGUCUAACUAGCAAAAAAAACUUUGCACGUGCAGCACACUUUUUUUCUAAUUAGCAAAAAACAACUUUUUUGUACAUUUCUUUACCUCGCCUUCGUCUCAUUCUAUAAAAAUGCAGAAAAGAAUUUGGCCAAUAUCCAGCCAUCUCGACUUUUAAAAAAAGAAGACAAGCAAACGAACGAACAAAGAAAGUGAUUAAAUAAUAGGUUCACUUUAAGAUGCCGAAAAAUCGCCCACCUACCCCUCCCCUAACCCCAAUUUUUUUCUCUAAGUGAGCAACCUUGUCCCCAGGACCUUUCGCUUAGAAAAUUAGAGGAACGGGAAAGCCCUGGGAACGAGUUUGCUGAGUAAGAAAUUUUGGGUUAGGCGAGUGGCAGGUGGACAGUUUGUUAGAUAAGCGAUCUGGGCCCAGUUGCUCGAAGCAUGGUUAGCGUUAACCAGCGUUUAAUACAUUGACAACGUAUUGGUUAAAGCUAACCAUGCUUUGAGCAACUCAGCCCUGAAAUACAACAGAAUCUAGACUUUCUGUUGUGUUAACGGUAGUUUCUCUUCUACAGGAAUGAUUGCAACUGGGCUGACAGCCGCGGGGCUCACCUCACUCGAAAAGAGAUUUAAACUUAGCAGCAAACAAUCCGGAAUGAUAAUAGCAGCCAACGAUGUAUCGGCCCUUCUUCUCAUUAUUUUCAUUAGCUACUUCGGAGGUCACAGAAACAAAGCCCGCUGGCUUGGUAUAGGAGCCCUUGUAACUAGUCUCGGAUGUCUUCUCUUCGCGCUUCCGCAUCUCCUUGUAGGAAAAUACACUCCUCUUGAGAUUCAAAGAACUGGACUCGGGGACACCUGUUUGUUUAACACCACUGGAACUCCGAGCGGUGUCGAGAAAUGUACCGAAGCGAAAGGGUACACGGCGUGGAAGUACAUGUUAGUGUUUGUAGGUGCCAAGCUUCUUUUAGGUGCGGGGACCACGCCCUUGUUUACACUUGGUCCAGCCUACAUUGACGAGAAUGUGAGUCCCAAGGUGGCGCCCAUGUACCUUGGGGUGUGGUUCACGGCCACGUUUUUUGGUCCUGGCAUUGGUUAUGUGGCUGGAGGAUCGCUUCUUAACGUUUGGGUUGACCUUAUACAGGUAUGGCUAUUACAGAACUUAAAGUUCAAUACUCUCAUUUUCCGUUUGCAUCUAAAUUCAGUGAACUAGGCCGGGUUGUUGAAAGCGGGAUAAAGAUAACCCUGGAUUUAGCGCGAAAUUUGGAUUCAAGUCUGACCGCUUACGAAGCAGACUCCAGUAAAUUCUUUUUGCCUACAAUUUGACUUGUGGGUGCUGUGAAUGUCUAAGUGACAAGGAAAAUAAAGUUUUACCCCAGGUUAUCGAUAAUCGGCCCUCCACUAACGGAGUCCCUCUGGCAUUUCCACAAUCCAAUUCAUCAAAAUACCACAGAAAAAUACUGAUCGAGAGUGUUUUUAGGUAUUCCUUUUAUAGCAUAAAAAACGGCACCGCAGUAAAGAUCUACCCAUUAGUUUUGUUUUGAACGAUCACACGUUGUGGAUGUAAUCUAUAGACUCAAAAGUUAGGACACCAAUAUAAUAAACAACCCCACCGAACGGUGUAGCUUUUUGACGUUAAAACCGGUUCUACUUAGGCCAUGUCCACACGAAUCCGGAUAUUUUUGAGAUUGCAUAUUUUUUUUCGGCGUAAACCAAUCUGAAGGUGCGGUUUAGUGAGCGGAUUCACUGGUUUCGUGUGGACAGGAGGUCAAUUCGUGUUUAAAAAGCCAUGCGGUUUUAAAAUAUCUAGAUUUGUGUGGACAGGCCCUAAUGAACGGGAGAGAUGGAUCAGUAUUGAAUCACUAAUACCCCUCCCCUGACCAAAAUUUUGUCCUACGAGAGGGGUAGUUUGACAGUCACCUAGGGUCUUACACUGAUCUGGAAAGAUAAUGACAUUCAAAUGAUUGAUGUUUUUAUCAAAAAAGUGGUAAAGACAAGAGAUUUUCUCAACGGUAUGUUUACUAAAACUUUAUCUUUAAACCUCAUCAAUUUUGUUUUGGUUUCCAGCCCCCUGGAGUUGACUUAACGCCCGAUGAUCCCCGCUGGAUCGGGGCCUGGUGGCUAGGAUACUUUUUCGGGGGUCUGCUGUUGUUGUGUACGUCUAUAGCCCUGCUUGGUUACCCUAAAGAGAUGCCGGGAGCCAGAGAACGAAGAAUGAAUGCAAUCAGAGAGGGUCUUCUACCUGCUCGCGAUGAACACAUUCAAGGUCGACUGAAGGACAUUUUACCCGCUACAAAGGCUAUUCUAACUAACAGGACUUUCAUGUUUAACACCUGUGCAUUUUGCUGUACUACACUCAUCGCCACCGGUCUCGGACCUUUCGUCUCCAAGUUCAUACAGUCACAAUUCGGCAAGUCAUCUUCAACGGCCGGUAUGUAUGAGCAAUUACAGUGUUUUAGAAUUUUAGGUUUGGACUAAGGAGCUGUGUCACUAUUCUUAGGUAUUUCCUACAACCCUAAAAACUUAUAUAGAUCAAAGAAAAUCCUGAAAUGAUGGUUCAGUUUUAUUCAAAAUUACUCUGCUGCUAUACAUAAACUCUUAGGGUGUGUUUUUUGCACUCUACGGCCAGGAUGGAAACAGAUUGCAACUUGAAAAAACUGGCCCAACUUUUUGAAGUUAAACUACUGUGUUGACCAAAACAAAAACCGAUCAUGCUUUGUUUUCCCUUUAACGAGAUCAUGUGAUAUCUUUCUUUUGGAGUUCCAAGUAUGAAAAAUGAUGACCGAGAAUUGCUAGCAUCUCAGCUUUGACUUUGACUUAAUGUGGAACUCUUCAUGACUUAGCUCCUUUAAGUAGAGUUGUAGUCGAAAACAUGUAUCCCAUUCGAAACCUUGGGCCUGACAUGUUUUCCCUUUGUGUGUUUCCGCAGGAAUUCUUUCCGGUAUCGUAAUUAUCCCAGGGACUGCGGGUGGUAUUUUCCUGGGGAGUUAUCUUAUCAAGAGAGUGGAUGUGAGAAAGUCCUGUAAGAUAGCCGCCAAGUAUUGCUUCAUUUUUCAAUUCAUCGGCACCUGGGCCGUGUUAACUUUCCUCAUUCCCGGAUGUAAGACCACGUUGCUCGCUGGAAUCAGUCAUCCGUAUCCGUUCAACAACAGGUACAGUAAUAUCAUUUAAGCAUAAAAGCUGAUGAUCGCAUAAUUCUCUUGCUUAAGAUCAGAGGCAGGCAUGAUUACUGUUGCAGAAUAGAUUUCGAUUGUGGCGAUAAUGAUGAUGAUGGUGAUGAUGAUAACGAUGAUUAUGAUGAUGUUGAUAAGCUCAAUUAUAGUACAGUCGAUUUAUCAUAAGCUGUUGCUUAUGACAAAUCAUUAUGAUGGCCACGAUUGCUGUGAUGAUGGUGGUGGUGGUGGUGCUGAUGAUGGUGAUGACGAUGUUGAUGGUGAUGAUGAUGAUGUUGAUAAGUAAUGGUAACAGGACUGAGUGGAGUCCAAUUCGGUCUGUAAUCAUACGAGUGAUUAACAAAAUCGGACGACCGCGUAGCGGGAGUCCGAUUUGUUUAAUCACGAGUAUGAUUACAGACUGAAUUGGACGACACGAAGUUCUGUUACCAAUUAAUCAUAACUUUGACAAAAUUUGUGAUACAAUAGGCUAUUUUUUAAACCAAAACACAAGAAAUUCGAAAUUUUGUUUUGCUAGCAGUGAAAAAAAAAAGCCAUUUAAGCGCGCGCGUGAUGGCGCGUACUGUCCAAUUACUUAGGCAUGACGCGUACUGUCCUAUCAAACUGUCCAAUUAAGGCUGAAAUCAGGGCAGUUGAGAGCCAAUCAGAUUUGACAAUUUUGUUAUAGUUAUGAUUAGCUCAAUUAUAGUACAGUCGAACCCCGCUUAAUACGGACACCUUAUUAUUACGGACAGUUUGCUUUGUUCCUGUGGAAAGCCACACAUUUUCUCCAAAUUCAACCCGCUCAAUACGAACACGCGUUAAUGUGGAUAACGGAUAAAUGUUUCGUUAACAGCAUAUCAAUGUUCCCAGUGUUACAGUAAACCGGAUUGAAUGAUAUUUUCAAGCAUCAAACUAGUUAUGCGGAGAACGGUUUUGUUUAAGUAAUACACAGAUGAGCCAUUUUAGAGUGUUUUCGUGGAUUUAGUCCGCAAAAUGACGGAAUUGUGAAAGUUGGUGAUGUUUACUUUGACGAUGCGAAUGUCCUCUUUUAUUUCUUUCGUGUUUUGUUCUAAUAAAAAGUGUGUUCUGACUCGAAUAACAUGACCCGCUUUAUACGGACAUCCCGUUAAUACGGACACUUUCUUUGGCUCGUUCAGGUUUCGUAUUAACGUAGUUUGACUGUAUCAAACAUUGGGCACUGUUAGUUAUGGAAAAGACACUUCUAACCUACUUACAGAGCAACGUAGUGCGAUUAGGGGGUCAGAUAGUCGACCACUCGUCGCUAGAGCACGAUUUUAUUUAGAAUCAACUAAGCAACUUGAAUAUUUAGAAAAUCUCGCAACACACACAAAAAACUUUAGGACGUCCUAUCCUGUCCUGCGUCGUACAAGUCCUGUUAGCUACUAAGAGUUACCGAGAACUUCGGUUAAUAAUGGUUUAUGUAAUAUUUGAGGAGAGUUGUAGUUUACAAUGUGCAAAUUUCGUAUAGAGCUGUUGUUUUGGUCGUGACACGGAGCUUUUAAAGUAAAGAUUGCGUGACCAUGAAGCAAGGUGGACACGAUGUGGUGACUCUUGUUUCUAUUUACAGGACCCUAUCUGAAAUAGACAUUUCAGCGCCGUGUAAUUCUCUUUGUCACUGCAGUGGUCGUGAUUACGAUCCCGUUUGUGGAGUAGAUAAAGUGUCGUAUUUUUCUCCGUGUCACGCUGGAUGCACGGUACAAGUCAAGGACAAAGAGAAGAUGAAGAAGACCAACUUACUCUCUAUUGAAAAGGUAGGCACAGAAGAUGAAGCAGAGUCAACGACAUCGGGGAAAGAACCAAGGCUUAAGCCGUCAUUUUUGUAGGUUAAGUGUAAUACACCUUUCAAAUGUGACUUACUGUAACCACAUACGACGUUUCGAGCGCUUCCAUUUCCACAGAACGCACAGUCUCAGAGUUUAUCGCAGUUAACUCACGAAAUCAUGUGCACCAACACUGGAAGGGCAAGAAGACAAAAAGUGUCCUACAAUUUUGACUGAGACUUGCAGCAAGGUCUUCUUGAAUAUAUCCAGACCCCUUCGCAGUCUAAUUGUUCCUUGUUAUCUACAACCGAUAAAAGCCUAAGGAAAUGAAAUAGGUUCCCAGGAUGCAACACGUUCUCUUCAAAUUUGCCUCAGGAGAGACUGAGAACGAGUCAGGGUUAUCGUAUCAUUGCGUGUAGUGGGAAAUUAACUGUUGGUCAGUGGACACAGGUCUCUUAACAACAUUCUGUUGCUAGUUAUCUUUGUCGGCGCUAGCGGCAUGUACUGAUGAUCGAAAAGUAGCCUCCAUGCUGUACUACCCGCAAUGAGAAGAAAUCCUGUUUAGAUUAUGCAGUUUUUCUUAAGCCGACCAUAUUUCCCAACGGGCCUUAAGCAAGUUAGAAACCAGUCUUCCAUCUACGGUCGCGAAAAACUUAAACAUCGUAAAAAAAAGCUGUGAAACUUUGCGCGCUCAACCAGCAAAUAGUCUUAAAUUGCGAUUCUAAGGGGUUGCGAAAACCUGUACGGUAAAUAUUACCGUAUUAUCUGACCUCAACAUCAUUCUUCUUUCGUUUAGUUUUAAUAUUUUAAUUCAGUUGUCUUCUUUGCACAGAAUUAUGUCAACUGUCGCUGCAUCCCGUCCCCAGAGACAAGCGUUCCAUAUGGCUCUGCUAAACAGGGAACAUGUGACCGAGAUUGUAAGAAUCUCAUCCCCUUUCUUUUCGGUGCUGUGGUGCUGCUCAUCUUCAACUUUAUGAAUGCCACACCCAACAAGACUGUCGUGUUAAGGUGGGUUUUUUUCUGGCCACUUCAGAAACGAGGAGGGGGACUGGGCCGAGUCAAAGUUCACAAAGACUUCUGGGACUGUUCCCGGGGACAGGGAGAAAAAUUGGCCAAUAGCUGACCGCCGCGUCCUUAGUAACCAUCCCGGAAGUUCGUUUCUGCGGCAAAGGGGGCUUUCCAUUUGACAGAACUGGUCGGCCGGACCAUUGCUCUACCAUUGCUCUACCAGUCAGUUUGAAAAUGAAAUAGGCUUUUUCCAAGAGUUUUUGCUGAAGGACCAUCUCCUUCGUGCAUACUAUUCAGGAUUUGACUGAUCUGGCCGGAGAGUUUUGAUUAAAAGGGAAAUUAUCACUGCGACGGGAAUGGUCUGGCCGGUCAGUUCUGACAAAUGGAAAGCGCCCUAGUUGUAAGUGCUGAAAUUUUUUCAAGUUCUGGUGUGUUUGUUCAUGGCAGACGCAAACGUAAUACGCUUUUUUAAGCUCGCUUUGCUCUUGUUCAUCCUUUUUUUCUCUUAAGCUGCUUUAACUUACUCUCUUACUAAUGAACGCCCCACUUUACCCUAAAAUCAAAGUUGGAAUUUUCAGUUGUUGCUCUUAUUGCUACAGAAGUAGUGGCGAGAAGUUAAAGAGCAAGGUUAAGCAAAUUCGAAUUCCUCUCCCGAGAUCUUGUCGUUAAUUCUCGUGGGUCUCUCUGCCUUGCGUAGCAUUGAUAUUACAAGGCGAAAGUAGAUGGAGAUCAUUCGUAGGGCUUAAAGAGUAAAACAGACACUGAAUUACGCUCUGGCAAUUUCACUACCCCUCAUUUUUAACCUUCUCGAAGGGCCUGUUGAUAUGAAGGGGGUUAGAUCUGUUUGGCAGGCUGGUCCGGCUAAUGCCUGUGUCCAGUUUAUUCCAAAAUGUUCACAUGACCAAUUCCAGCCCGGUUUCGGGCUGAUUCCUUCACAUAAAAAUACUGAUGCAAAAAUCAUCGCGCCUACCGAGCUGGGCCGUUUAGGAUGCACUAAAUAAAUAUGGCGAAGUAGCUUAAGUAUGACUAUGUAGUAAAAAGCUUCUGGACAGAACCUAUGCGGUGUAGUGUUUCUACUUGACUUGUUUUCCAACAAUCAGUAGCAAGUUGUAAAUGACAGACAAACCAGAGAGCACAUGACAAUCUCUCUCGGUGGUUUUCUCUCUUUCAGAUGUGUGCCAGACAAUCAACGGACCUAUGCUUUAGGGCUGCAGUGGUUGUUUCUGUGUAUGUUUGGGUCCAUGCCGGGUCCCGUGGUGUUUGGUGCAUUCAUUGACAAGACCUGUAUUUUAUGGGAGGAGACAUGCAGUGGAAGAGGCAGUUGUCUUGAAUACAACAACGAACUGCUCAGUUACCUGUUAGUUGCAGCUGGACUCUUCUUUCAAAGUAAGACGUUUUCUUGUGUGACUGUGCUCAUUUUUAUGUUCAGUGAUGUAACGGCUAUUAGUAAACUUACGCAAAAGGUCGCCUGAUGAAGGAAGCCAACAAACCUUGUGUUACAAGCGUGACAAUAACUUUGUGUGAAAGAAAUGUUCCGUCAAACUUCACCUUCCUUUAAGCAGAUCGUUUUGUAAAAGACCAAAAUACGGUAGUAGUUAGUGAAGAGACGCAAAUGAUAGCCCUGUCACGUUUGUCACACAUACACACGUUUUGUCCUCCCCUUUUUUCUGCUGUCCUGUUGCGCUUGAUCUUGUGUUUGGAGAACAAAUUUUGUCCGAGUUUCCUUAGACUUUCAAAAAAGUCCUUCGUCGGAUUUCAUAUGGCGCGUCGCUCGCGGUCGGCCGCUUCGCGGCCAAACAAGGCUCACUCCGCUCGCCAGGAGGUAGACUUGUAGCAAGUCUACAGUUUCCUUUGCAACUUUCUAACGGACAUCUUUAGCGCCCCCAUUACCGUUCAGGGUUGACUGUAUUUAUUAUUUCUAUCUUCACAGUUCUUUCAGCGGCUCUUUACUUCGGUUCUUGGUUCUUCUGUAAGUCAAUCGACUCAACCCCAGCGGUCCCGGAUGUUGACCAUCCCUCCACCCCACAGUUACAACAUCGCCUAAGCCCUCCCCAGACGCCAGUACCAGGCUUUGUGUUCCGCCAAGAAAAACAGACGGCUGAUCAGCAGGCUGAUCCAGAACAGGAAGCUCUUGCGCAGGCUGGUCCUGACAGCAGAAGUUCUUCCCCAGUCCCUGGCAUUGCGCGGUAUUCCAUUGAUGAUGACAGUGUUUGUCUGUCUUUCAAAACUGCUGGUGAUGAGAGUGAGAGGAGAUUUUUACCGCAAAGCGAGUCGUCGAUUUAAAGGUGACUUAAAGGUACAAAAAACGUGUGCCGUUUGUCGACUUCUUCCUUCCCUUUGAGAGAUUCUUCAAGCACCUUAGAGUGUUCUGCAAGGAAUUUUUAGAUAACCCAGGUGGAGAUAAUGCAGAUAUAGUCAUCUAUUUGUUGGUGAAUUUUAGAUAUAGCAAACUUGUAUCUUUCGUGCUUCACAUACGUGAGGAAUUAUUUGGGUAUCUAAUAGCAUUUUACGUUAAGACGGGUCAAUAGUCGAUUUAAGGUUCGUAAGGAAUAGAGGAGGUAAUAUGACAGCUUUUAUAUGAUAACUAGAAGCCAGGUAAACUACUCCAUCUUUCCAUGCACUCAGGAGAUGGUUAUCCUGCGCAGGAACGUUUUGUUGUAACUGUAGCUGUUGUUAUCUUGAUUCUCAAAGGAAGAAUAGGAAAGUUACAUGUAAACGAUUGAUAUUAGAAAAAAAAUGUCGAGGUUAAGCAACGAGAAUGCUGACAUCCCGGAAGUCAUGAUUAGCAACCGGAGGUUCCAUGUCCGAUGGAACGCUUCUGUCUCACACAACGAAUCUGAAUGCCUUCGUUUUAACUCCCGCUGCACGAAUGUGUUGAGUCAGAGCACUGACAGAGAGAAAAUGUCAACUUCCAGUUGCCAUUUUUGACGUCAACGUUCUCGCUGCUUAAGGUCCCUAUUUAGAAAAAAGCCCAUUCCAUUUCAGCAUUGCAGCGUUAACAUAUCCUGGCCGCAUCUUAAAUCUUAAUUAUUGGUAUCUCGCAGUAUAAAACUUUGGAAUACUAUCCACAUUAUGAGUAGUAUAGGGCGCAUAACGUAACCUACACCACUUGAGAAGCUAUACUUAGAAGUAAAAAAGGUCGGCACGAAACCUAAUACGAUCCUAAUAUACAUAAUGAUAUGAAAUAUCAAAUUAUUUUUAUUAUUAUUAUUGUUAUCAUGGUUAUUGUUGUUUUUGUUUUCUUGUUUGACCCCCUCACCGAUGCAGUACAAAAAAGGCAUCAAAUGUAAGAAUAAUUUUGACAGAGGAAUUUUUGCACACUCUCCUUUCACGUUUGAAAUGAAGAAAAACUGAAACAAGUCAUUAUUAUAAAACAUGUAGUUUGAGGGAUACACUAUUCACUUAGGAAGCACAGAUUAUGAACGAUAAACUUAAGGAAUGUUGAAUCAGCUGGAAGUAGGAAUGACCGAUACUUAGUUAAAAAAUUGCUUGGGACAGAUAAAAAACUCAGUAAGUGCAUAGCCGUUUCAUUAUAAUACAAUUUUAGGACCAAUAAUGGAGCAGUACUAUUUGGAUUUAACUUUGUUCCAUUUACCAUGUAAUUAAUAUUAUAUAUUUUUGAUAUUGCUUUUCUCCUAUUUAUUUUAAUUGGUGGUCGUUUUAUAGAAUUUUUUUUGUUUUUGGGGAAUUAUAUAUAAAUAUUUUCGUUAUUUUUCAUAUAUUUAAACACCACAGGUGUAAUUCAGCUCAAAAAAGGCCUUUCACCCAGCAGCUUUUCUCAGUAAGAGCUAUUUUAGAUACACAUUAAGGUAUAAAAACAAAUCACUUAUUUUCACUGCAUGGGAUUGUAAAUCACUAUGUCAAUAAUCCAUGAUAAGCAGUCAUGAGGUAGCUUUAAAAAAGAUAGCGUGGAAUGUAGAGAAGAUUGACAAGUAUCUGGGAUUGUUUUGAGAGAGUUUAUCUAGUGAAAGUUUGUCAACGCUAAUAAUAACCAAGGGAAAUAUUUUAAAGAUAGUGCUUAAGCUGAGAUUAAGGAUUAGCAUAUAUCUUAGCGAUAUCUUUGUGUUUCUGGUUUCUCAAAAUCAGCGAAAAGUCAGUAAACUAGAAGUCAGAAUAGAUCGUUUUCACAUGACGUCACGGGGACUAAUUUGUGUACAAAAUUAAACAAUGAGACGGCGGCCAUGUUUGUCUACCGGAAUAAUCCUCUGAGAAUGUAACUCUGUUCUCAUGUAGAAUCUUCCUUUUGUUUCAAGAACUUUACCUAGCUCCUAAUCACGUGAGUUAAUUCGACCUAUAAAUAGCAACUCUCUCGUUAUUUCCGCCUUUAGAAGAGGCAUUACAUACCGUUGUUAGUUAGCUGAUCUUGGCUCUUUUCCCUCAAGUGCUUGCUCGGCCACUUUCGAUCCAGGCCACCUCUCUUUUUCUAUUUGAGCGAAAUAUUGCUUUAUAACGCAAUAUUUGACCUUCUUAAUAAGCUCGUUCCUAGGGUCUCUCUUGUUUUAAUUGUCUCCUUCGUUGUACGUUUUCGAGAGCUUCUGUUUCUUGUGAGUGCUCAGUUAAGUGAAAUUCUUAAAGAGUUAAUAGUACAGAGCUGAGAACAGAAAAUUCAGAACUAAAGAGAGUCAAGUUCAUCCUUAAAAGUGUCGGAUUUGUUUAAAAGACUUUUCCCCAAUAUUCCAACCUUUCGUAACAAAUGCAUCUUUCCUAUUUCCCCGUGUAUGUUUUUUAAACAAUUUGAAUUCAAAAUCCUUUCCCUAGUUACACUUUAUCUGCCUAAUUCUUUUCAACAAUUAAUUCUUUCAGUAAUUACGUUCAAAUUUAUUCGAGUGCAUUUAUAUUAAGUUCGUACUGUACGCUUGUAUAUAGGAUAAAAGAGAAUGUUUUUAGCAAUGACACGAGGAAGCAGACCUUUUUUGACAAACCUGUACUGCUUUGCUACUUCUCGAAAGAUGUUCGUUCUGUUGAUCCAAGAAAUUCCAUGCUCGCCCUCUCCCAACACAAGUCCUUUUUAACACUAUAGCGUAAAUUUUACACCCGGUGUUUUAGAGUGAAUGUUUCUAGAAGUAAGCAGUAAAGGUGCACCACAAGAGACGUCUGUUUUCCUCAGUGCUCGAGUUACUUGAAGAUAGUUGAACUCACACUCUUGUCGAAGCCAAUCAGUGGUUGAAGCAGUUAAUUCUAAAAUUCGAUCAAUGUUAUAUAAGAUUGUUCCGCGGAUUCGCGUUUUAGAUGAAAUCAGUCCAUAAAAACUCGACUGGUUAUUUAAUUAAAAUUUUUUCGAUGGUUAAUGAAAACUCAGUUUCACAGAUUAAUCGUGUUUUCUCCCGUCAGGGGGCUCUUGUUUACCGAUAAUCUAAAAGUCAAAAGUGAGUUUUGAAUUACGUUCAUUUGAUCACAGACUUUUAAAGAACACAGUGAAGGCUUAGUGAAAACUAUCAACCUUUGUUUAUUAGUAAGUAAAAGUAGCGGCAAUUAAUUUAAAACAAAGUUGUUUUCGUAACU
Molecule: messenger RNA, 19845 nt
Organism: Porites lobata
Lineage: Eukaryota; Metazoa; Cnidaria; Anthozoa; Scleractinia; Poritidae
Source: the annotation of a GenBank genome assembly